Molecule: messenger RNA, 1266 nt
Organism: Mitosporidium daphniae
Lineage: Eukaryota; Fungi; Microsporidia
Exons: 1
Coding region: 1-1266 (421 amino acids)
Source: RefSeq, a predicted model, not a curated record
AUGAGGAAUAUCCAGGAUUUUAAAUUCCCCCAACGCAAUCAUCAUGUGAUUGAGGGAAACCUGGGCGGAUCGAUCUUUGAAAUGCCGAUUGCAAAUGGCCAGGCGACACAGGAGCCCCCUGUACUGGGCCAUCCUCAAUUUAAGGAUACAGAUGCUACUUCUCGCCCCCACGAGGCAUUGUCUUCUUCGUUUUCUUCUUCGCCUGCCUUUACGCUUCGAUCGACAGAUUUGGAACAAGAGCUUGUGGAAAAGAGAUUUAAAUUCAUCACUUUGCUGGCUCCGAUUACGAUGGCGAAAAUGAUUUGCAAAUACGCUGUUCAAUUUGAGCCCUCUUUCAUCACCACUCUUAUUGAGGAAAUUCGAAUUGGAAUCGACAAGAUUUCUCUCGUUUCGCCAAAUCGAUCGCAACCCUCCGUAAUUCAGAUGGACGGUUCAUUGCUUGCCUCUUCUUCCUUUAACAGUCUGCUUUUUGAAGCAUCGAUGUUUUCCAUACUAUGUCAAUUGCUUGGCUUGAUAAGGGAGAUUUCCGCGCUCGUCCCUGGGCUAAUCAAGACAUGCAUUGUGCAAUUGCUGCGGUUGAGUCGACUGGAGUCUUCCCAAUGCCAAAAAAAUUCCCCAUCUGUAUGCGCUAUCCCUUCGCAGGGCCAAAACUACCAUACCCAUGAAAAGGACAAAGGACAUGAGUUGAAUGGACACAGCGACGGGCACAGCGACGAGCACAGUGAUGACGGAAAUUCGGAUCCUGCAGCUAUUACGUUGCCUCGCGUCUCGAGUCCCAUUUUUAUGAGGGCAAACUAUUCCUUCUCUAGUGAAGCAGUCUUUGUAUUUGAUGGAUCUCUUUUUGUCUUGAAGAGCGAGCAUCUGAUGGCAAAGUUGAUCUGUUGCCUUUUGUCCUCAAUUUUGAGUCACUCUUCGGUGGUAAAAAUUAGACAGGAGAUGUAUUCCUAUUUUAUUGGGCGUCUUUUAAACUCGCCCUCUACGACAUCUAGCUCGACAAUUUCAGGAAAUGGCUUUUAUUGUGGAGGACCGCUCAUUCCUUCUUUAAAUCUGAUUACAGGCUCAAAUAAAUUGUUUGCUGCCAUUCUAGCAUCAAACACAACAGGCAAUAGCCAAAAGAACAGCGGAACUUCUGGGAAGCAUUUUGGAAAGCUAGGGAGAUUGUCCACCAUUCCAAAUGUUUUCUUGCGUUUAAAGCUAUCGCGGGAACAUUUGUUUUCCAAGGGAGGUGUUGAUAUUGUUAAGAACAAAAAGCAUCCUGCUGCCUAG